Oncorhynchus mykiss (rainbow trout) is the source of this 2373-nucleotide messenger RNA. RefSeq lists its product as uncharacterized. NCBI's taxonomy places the organism in Eukaryota, Metazoa, Chordata, Actinopteri, Salmoniformes, Salmonidae. The record is from RefSeq and is a predicted model, not a curated record.
CAGCUGAGGAGUAGUGAGGAAUGAGGAACGAGGUCAGGUUAUGUUAGAUGAAGUGAGAAGGAACAGUUUCAUUACACACCUUACUUAACCCCAAAAGGGUUCUACCCGAAACUAAAAAGUGUUCUCUUAUGGAAACAGCCGAAGAACGCUUUAGGAACCCUUUUUUCUAAGAGUGUGGUAGUAAACCGCAGGGGGUAGAGGUGAUGGGAGAAGAACAGAUGAGAUGGUGGUCUGUCGUACUGAGGGAGAAGUUGGUUGAUGCAUGCAAAGUCUGAGCAGUGGAACGCAACCUCUGCUCAAGUGUAAAAAGGUGAACCUCCUGUUAUAACUGAUUGCGACUUGGGGGCAUACAAAAACACACACCUGAGCGGUCUGCCAGGUUGGUGGGUGAAAGUGUGACUCAUUUCCUUUCCUGGAGACGUCAGUCUUCUGCUGGGCUGUAAAAGGAGGUGAGGUGGUUCCGUGUUCACUAGGUCAGAGGACGGUUCACCAGGAACACGGAUUACCAUGGAGAGAAAAGGCUUGCGUUGCAUCUUUGUCUUGUUGCUACCACUGGCCUUAGAGUCUGCAGACAUACCUGUCCUUAACUCAACAAAAGACCUCAGGAACAUCGAGUUUGGCCACAGAUUCCCUCGUCAUGGCCUAAUGCUGCUACACUUCGUCUCGGGCGGCCUAAACGUCGAUAACGACGAUACACUCAUACCAACGUUCUUACCAGAAAGGGGAGACUGGGGCUUCCAUCACUUCAAUAACUAUGAAGUUUUUCCACAACUGCAAAAUCAGAACAGACAGGGUUACUACGAAGUCGGGAAUAUCAACACACCAACAGCAUACUCACUUGAUCCUUAUGUCACUCUCAGCUACUACCUUACCCCAGGAAACUUAGAGAGGAACAUGGACAGGUUAGUUGUCAGAACAAGCCCCAACAGUCCACUGUUAGAGGCAGUCUACAUCACUCAGCACUAUCGAAGAAGCAGUGAGUAUGACCACAAAAACACCUACCAGAUCAGCCCCGCCCUCCUGAGGGAGAUCAGGACCCUCUCGCAAAACUGGGUGAACAGUGAGGACGUGUUUCUGUACGCUGCCGGUUAUGACGUAGACUCCAGAACCUUCACAUGGAACUGCUCUGCCACUGAUAGCACAUACACGGUUGAAGACACAGGCAGAAUGACUCUAAAUGAGUCCCCUGCUAUAAUGAAAGGGGCCGUGGUGAAUGACCACCACACAGCGUGCUAUGCUGUUGUGCUCCAGGUGAAAUCCACAGAAAGUGGGUACGCCCGGCUCAGAUGGGCCAAUGUCCCUGACAGCCUACUUGAUGUGGGGGUGAUGCUGGCACUCUUUAAUAAAGAUGGAAAGAAUCUGUUAUCUCGCUCUCUUGACACGCGUAGCUACGGAACCUAUGACACCAACCAGUACCUUAACCACGGGCUACAGGUCAAGCUCCUCUCCAAGGACGGGUCAGAUGUCUUCAUGAGAGGACCUAAGUAUGAUGACGCAGACAGGAAGGUUCCUGUUGGCAUCGAGGGGUAUGACGCCAGUCUGCAGCUCUACACUAAAGACGGCUACGGAUGCGCUCGCCUGUUCAUCAAAAAGACCUUCACUGAUUGGAAGACUGAUUUAAGACUGAAGUACUCGUGGGUUGGAUUCUACACCAAUCACAACUAUUCUAGUCAUUGUUACUAUACUUACCAGUAUGCUAUCUAUUUCACUAAACAGGAUGACACAUAUGAUAUAUAUGAUAAAUAUGAUAUAUAUUCGUAUGAGUCUAGUUUGUCCAUUCAACCUGGAGCUCAAGCUCGAUUCUUCCUCAAGGAAACAUAUGAUCAAACUCUGGCAAAAACUAAACCAUGGGAAUGGUAAAAAGGUGUCUGGAGGAUUGCUGGUAUUAGUAUUAGUGUCUCCAGUCAUGAGCGAGGUACUUAACCCCUCAGACUGUUGAGCGAAAACAGUCAUUUAGGGAGAAACCAGCAGAAUCUUACAACACUUGGAAAGAAAUUGGAAAGCAACUGUGUUAAUUUAAAGCACCCAACAGAGAACACCUCAGUCAUGUGAUUAACAAAGAGCCCUGUCUCUACCGCUUACACAACACCACGCCGUCUCCGUGGCGACAGGGAGCAGCCAAUCACCAUGCUGACGGCAGUAGAGAGCAGACAGGAUUGGACACAUCUGACCCUUCUGUAACUCAGAGACCGAUUAGACUACUACUAAAAUAUGUUUAGUCUCAGGUAUUAAGAUGGAGAUGUAGGGAGAGUGAAUGUUUGUUAUUGACCUCUGUCAUUGCCAACAAAGGGUAUAUAACAAAGUAUUGAGAUAAACUUUUGUUAUUGACCAAAUACUUAUUUUCCACCAUAAUUUGCAAAUAAAUUCAUUAAA